AUGUUUGCUCCCAAGGCAGCGACGCCUGCCACAGGUGGACUUUCCCUCAAUACAAACUCCACCAGUUCUUUGUUGUUAGUGCUCCCAUUCAUCUUUGUCUCCGAUUACACCUAUCAGACCUAUCUCUAUCGCCUGACCCCUUGCUUUGAUUCGAAUCGCUUCCUCUCUCAAUCCCUCGUUGUUCCCAGCUCGCAGACUGGGGUCACUGGCGGCAACACGGCCACAUCAACAGCUACUCCUGGCGCAACUAAUACCAGCAGUCUCUUCGGGAACACUGCGAGCUCGACAGCUCCUAAACCAGCAGGAGGCUUGUUCGGCACGGCCACGGGAACCACACCAGCACAACCGACUGGAUCCAACAUGUUUGGAGGUCAACAGCAGAGUGGUGCGACCGGCAGUAGCCUUUUUGGAGGCGCAAAUACCACUACACAGCCUUCUGGGGCAAGCAAUUUGUUUGGAUCAACUGCUGGCGCUGGCACCGGCACGACUCAAGGAACAACGGGUGGUGGUUUAGGUGGCUCUCUUUUCGGCGGCGGUGCGUCUACGGCUCAGACUCAAGCAAAGCCAGCCUUCGCUGGGCUCGGAGGUGGUCUGCUUGGUGGUGGAUUAACAGGAGGAGGUACGGGAAGCAUGUUCGGUGGCGGCCAGAACACAGCCCAACAACAACAACAACCUCAAAAACCUACCCUCUCUCUCUUCGGCCAGCCAGCGCCCGCACAGACUACACCACUACAACAGAGCACCGCUACUAGCACAGUAAUCCCGGGCGUGAAAGUCGACGUUAGCAAUCUCCUGCCAACCACAAAAUUUGAGAGCUGCGCGGAUGAGAUCCGUAGCCAAAUCGAGGCUAUCGACAAGCACAUCCUGAACCAGGUGAAGAUGUGCCAUGAGGUCGGAGAUCUGCUCCCGACCAUCGAAAAGCAGGGGGCCGCAAUUCCUAACGACGUUGAAUUUGUACAAGGCAAAUUGGAGACCAUGCAACAUGCGCUUGAGAACGAUGCGGGUGACAUUGAUGCGCUGCGCAGCCUUGUUACACGGGAUGCGGCCGAGGCCCAAGUUGCCUUCCGAGCCAUCGAUACGCUGAAGCUCCCUCUACAAUACCAGUCGACUGGCGGUGGGUGGUGGUCUGUGCAGGAUCAACAGAUUCCGGAGCGAUCUAUGCGGUCGAGUCGCAAAAACACACUUGCUCUUCCCGACGGCGUUGAGGGUGACGCGUCUACGGACGUCAAUGGAAUCCCCGUCAACCUGGUCGAUUACUUCUCUCAUCGCUCGAAGGAGAUGAAAGAAGUUCUUACAAGAUAUACCGGCAACCUCAAAGAGAUCGAGGACCAUCUUCAUGGUGUUGAAGCUACGCUCAACCGUCAAAUUAGCGACUUUGUGAGCUCCAAGUCGCGUGAGGGAUCUGCAGGGACACCCCGGUCUUCCCUCAGUGAACUGUCGGGUGUUCUCGCAGAUGUUGAGGCUGGCAUCAUGGGUGUUGCCACUCGUCUGAGCAAUGUAUCGGAGCAAGUCCAAGAUUUGUCGAUUGGACAGCAGUCCCUUGGCGAUGGCCGGCUUCAUCUGGGAUAG
This is a messenger RNA of Penicillium psychrosexuale, 1569 nucleotides long. RefSeq names its product nucleoporin FG repeat-containing protein. The record is from RefSeq and is a predicted model, not a curated record. NCBI's taxonomy places the organism in Eukaryota, Fungi, Ascomycota, Eurotiomycetes, Eurotiales, Aspergillaceae. Gene Ontology annotation, molecular function: structural constituent of nuclear pore. Gene Ontology annotation, biological process: nucleocytoplasmic transport. The transcript is spliced from 3 exons. Gene Ontology annotation, cellular component: nuclear pore. Bases 1 to 1569 code for a protein of 522 amino acids.